UGGUCAAUUAAGAAUAAUGGUUAAUUAACAACAUAAAGUCUAACAACAAUGGCUACUAGUAAUAAUGGAACAUAUGGUGGUUACAGCUACAAUUUUGUGACUUGUGAUCCUCCUGAUGAGUAUCUAUGCCAUAUCUGUACACUGGUAGCACGGGAUCCUCAACAAGUUACCUGCUGCUCCAAUAUAUACUGUAAGAGCUGUCUGGAUACACUAAAAGAGAAGGGCCAAGGGUUUAUCUGCCCAACUUGUCGUAGCUCACUAGAAGGAAAGUACUUUAAAGAUGGAAGAGUAGAAAGGGGAAUAAAGUCACUUAAAGUUUAUUGCACUAACACUGAUAGUGGGUGCCAAUGGAUGGGGACUAUUAAGAAUAUUGAUACUCAUCUUAAUAGCUGUCCCUAUCAACUGGUACCUUGUACUAAUGAGUGUGGAGAGAAGAUUAGGAGAAGUAAACUGGAGAUACAUCUGACAGACAACUGUACUAAACGAAUGGUUAACUGUCAGUAUUGCAAGCAAAGAGGCACAUACCAACUGAUAACAAGCAGCAGCCAUUUUGAUGUGUGUCCUGACCUCCCAAUCCAAUGCAGUAAUGAUGGUUGCAAUGAGAAGAUAUUGAGACAUUCACUAGCAUCACACAAUGAGACCUGCCCUAAAGCUAUCGUACCAUGUGAAUACAAUACUGUUGGAUGUAAUAAAAAAAUGAAGAGAGAAGAACAAGAGAAGCACAAUGAAGAAUCAAUGAAACAACAUCUUGAUAUAGCAAUGAAGAAGAUCGAUGCUCUACAGGUCACAGUGCUACUUCCAAGAAAACAUGUCUUGAAGUUAAAUCAAUACACACAGUUGAAAGAAGAAGAAGAGGAUUGGUAUAGCCCAGGCUUCUACACAUCUGCAGGAGGAUAUAAAUUCUCAUUAUGUGUCCACCCUAAUGGUAAUGGAGAUGGUGAAGGUACACACGUCUCUUGCUAUAUAUGUCUCAUGGCAGGAGAAUAUGAUGAUACAUUGGAGUGGCCAUUUCAAGGAGAAGUUACUAUAGAACUACUGAAUCAACUGGAGGAUAAGAAUCAUAAGAAAGAUACUGUAGCAUUUGAUGAAUCAACAGAUGAUGAUUACAAACAAAGAGUAACUGAAGAAGAAGAAGGUGGUAUGUAUAUACUGGGAUGGGGUAUACAUCAAUUGAUAUCACAUUUUGAAUUAGAGUAUGAUGCUCCUACUAAUUGUCAGUAUCUUAAAGAUGAUAGUCUGUACUUCAGAGUCAGUGUAAAGGUUACAUCAAUAACAAAGCCAUGGCUGACAUCUGCUAUAUAAUGCUAUUAGUACAAUAACUUAAUUAAUAAUACAUAAUUUAUUACAUGUAAGUUGCUAAAAGUACUGUAAUUGAUAUUCUGUUUUUGGUUAAAAUUGUCAUGUUAAUGCAUUUAAUUAAUGGUUUGUUAUGGCUGAA
Amphimedon queenslandica is the source of this 1438-nucleotide messenger RNA. Its product is annotated as TNF receptor-associated factor 5-like. The record is from RefSeq and is a predicted model, not a curated record. Gene Ontology annotation, molecular function: zinc ion binding; protein binding. Gene Ontology annotation, cellular component: plasma membrane signaling receptor complex. Lineage: Eukaryota; Metazoa; Porifera; Demospongiae; Haplosclerida; Niphatidae. The transcript has a single exon. The coding region runs from base 49 to 1302 and encodes 417 amino acids. Gene Ontology annotation, biological process: signal transduction; regulation of canonical NF-kappaB signal transduction; regulation of apoptotic process.